AUGCGGCUGGACGAUGCAUUACAGCUCUUAAAAGAAGUAUCGCAAAUCGUUUUCAGUCAUGAACUAGCUGAAGAGGUUCUUGAGGUUCUUGAGUUUCAGCCACUCGCUUUAGCAGCUGCUGCAUUUUACGUCAAUACUGUUGUGAACCAUGGCUCCCCAAACUACACAUGGAAGAAUUAUCUGGAAGUCUGUUCUCGAGGUGAACGUGAAAGUACAGAAAAACGUCUUGCCAUGGAAAGCGAAGCGUACUCCAAGACAAUGACCACCUCUAUAAAAAUGGCACUAAAAACGUUUUCGGACAGAGAGGACGUUCUACGGCAGACAUUCCUCCUCUUUUCGCUAAUUGCUUCAGACCCUCUUCCCAUAGAAGUCGCUGUUGACUUUGUCAGAGUUCGAACCUCAGGCAACACAGACGAGCUAAUCAGAGCGAAGAUUAUAAAAUCCACCUUGAUUACUUGUUUGUACAAUGAAGACAGGUCUUCAGGAUAUUUAAAGGUACCAACCACGGUAUAUAAAAUCCUCAAGGAAACUUCGACUUCUUCUUUUUCGGAAAUAGUUCCCAGCGUAUGUCACGCUAUUAGUGCUUUUCACUCUCUAAUUGAAUCAGAGCGAGGUAAUUUGUUCCAAAGUCCACAAGUCUGUGUCAAACUCCGAAGAGUUACAGCCCACAGUAAAUGCUUACAUAACAUUCUUACCGCUACGUUUCCAGAUAAAUUUACUUGGAAGAAACGACUAACAUCCUUUAUUACUCUGAACACGAUCAUUUUGUGGCUUUCGGGAACAGCUGCUGUUUGUUGUGACCUGAGUAACCCUUCAGACGCAAAUCUGUUUUCUACAUCUGCUUGCGAACUAGCUGUAUAUAGUGACGGCUCGGUGAGGGCAAACGCACUCACUGUACACGGCAGAGUGUUAAUGAUGUCAUGUAACCAUAAAAUUUCCAAUCAAGUCUUUGAAAAAGCUAUCGAGAUUUACAAAAUAAGUGAUGGAGUAGAACACCCAAAGCUAAGUCAUUGCGCAAGGCACAUUGAAGUGCUAGAAUACUUUGAGAAGGCUCUGGCCAUCAGGAAAAAGACUUUAGGUGAGGAACAUACUGAUGUAGCAGAAAGUCAUAACAACUUGGGGGUUGUUUACAGUCACCUCGCAGAGUACAAUGAAGCCAAAGAACAUUACGAGAAAGCACUAUUCAUCUGGAAAAAGAUUUACGGCGAGGAACAUGCUGAUGUAGCGGCAAGUUAUAACAACCUGGGAGUUGUUUACGGUAACCUCGGAAAGUACAGUGAGGCAAAAGAAUACCUCGAAAAAGCACUGAUCAUCAGGAAAAAGAUUAACAAGGAGGAAGAUGCUCAUGUAGCAUCAAGUUAUAACAACCUGGGAACUGUUUUCAGUCAUCGCGGAAAGUACAGUAAGGCAAAGGAAUUAUACGAGAAAGCACUGUUCAUCUUGAAAAAGAUUUACUAUGUGGGACAUAAGCUUGUGGCGACAAUUUACCACAACUUAGGAAUUGUUUGCAGUCAACUCGGAGAGUACUUUAAAGCAAAAAAUUAUUUCAAGAAAGCACGGGUCAUUAUGAAAAAGUCUUCCGAUGAGGUACAUUCUGCUGAAGCGACGAGUUCCAUCAACCCUGGAAAUAUUGACAAUCGCCUUAGAAGUGUAAUGAAUACAAAGUACUCAAAGAGAAAGCACUGACCUUUAAGUACGAGAUUCACGACAAGGAACAUACUAGGAUAGUAAACGCUUACUGUAGUCUAGGAGCUGUUUAUAGUAAUCUUGACAUUUCUAUGUAUAUAGUCGCGGAAAGGCCCUGAUUAUCAAGCUAGAGGAGAUUAAUCAAUAGCGAUGAACAUUUUGAUACAAUAAGUUUUCGCAAGAGGAAAUCUGUCAAGCAAUCUGGACCUGAUAAUUUCCUUCAAGUUCGGCUUGGGAGAGUUCCAACUUUGCCUUGACAACACUUGUUAUCAACUAUCAGGCUAUAAGUAAUUUUUAAUAACACUUAACACACUUUGAUGCUGCUUUCUUAAUUGCAUGCGCCAGAGUAUAGUUGGGGUGGUUUGAGUCAAGGGGUGAUUUUCCAAUUGAUUCUCUUAUAUAAAUCAUGCAUGUGGUAAUAUUGCUAAUGGGUACAACGAGACACUAACAUGUCUCAAAAGUCCUUCAUCAUCCUUAAAUUGAAUUUGAAAAUGCGUAUUGAAGUCAUUGGGGCAUCACCAGUUUGAAUUCGUUUUUUGAUGAUUUACCGGAGUAGAUGGUAGUUCUUCUCAUUUAAUCUGCUUAGAUUUAUAGGAAAGAGCUAGCCUUAGAGAGUGUAUGGAAAUGUGGGGAAGUGUUGAAAGGCUGUUACCUUGUACUUCUCAUUUCUUUGGACAUAUAUUUUUAAAUUAUCGCCUAAAAUUUGUGUUUCCUCAUUAGCCAUUACACGCAAAUAAAAUUAACAAUAAAUGGUGCGGAAACCUACGGAAAACCAA
This is a messenger RNA of Pocillopora damicornis (cauliflower coral), 2462 nucleotides long. RefSeq lists its product as uncharacterized. Lineage: Eukaryota; Metazoa; Cnidaria; Anthozoa; Scleractinia; Pocilloporidae. Gene Ontology annotation, molecular function: protein binding. The record is from RefSeq and is a predicted model, not a curated record.